Messenger RNA from Mucor velutinosus, 1275 nucleotides. RefSeq lists its product as uncharacterized. The record is from RefSeq and is a predicted model, not a curated record. Lineage: Eukaryota; Fungi; Mucoromycota; Mucoromycetes; Mucorales; Mucoraceae. The transcript has 5 exons. Gene Ontology annotation, biological process: D-serine catabolic process. The coding region runs from base 1 to 1275 and encodes 424 amino acids. Gene Ontology annotation, molecular function: D-serine ammonia-lyase activity.
AUGGUAUAUCAAACAGCAACUCCCGAGUCAUUUCUCGAUGACUAUCGAACACAAAUGAAGGUCAAAUUGGUCAAGGAGAUGGUAGGAAAGAAGCUGGAUCAACUUCGCACGCCUAGUCUUGUCAUCAACAAGUCCAUCUUGCAAAGAAACUGCCAAAAAUUGAGUAAAAUUACAACUGGAUUGAAAAAUACUCGCAUCAGAGUGCAUGUAAAGACACACAAGUCUGUGGAAGGUGCUCGUAUUCAACUGGAAAAUGCUCAAACGGAUGCUAUCGUCGUCUCGACUCUACCUGAAGCCUACGCCAUGAUCAAUUCUGAUUUGACUUCGAGUGGAUUGUUAAAGCAGGUCUUGGUGGGAUUUCCCAUCACUGCAGAUAAAUUUGAUGCCAUUUUUGACCUUGCAAACAGAGUUGAUGUAUUUCAAAUAUUUAUUGACAAUUUGGCUACACUGGAGGCAUUAGAGGAAUACUGCAAGUCAACUGGAUCUCAGAGAAAAAUCAAUGCCUUUUUAAAAGUAGAUUGUGGCUAUGGACGAGCAGGCGUCCCUAUCAACAAUGAAAAGACACUUUUACUCGCAAAACGCCUGUCUGGCUCACCUCAUGUUGUAUUCACUGGUAUAUACACACAUGCUGGUCAUUCUUAUUCAUCCCAAAGCUCUGAUGAAUCAUUGGAGUACCUCAAAAACGAAUGCGAUGUCGCUCGUCAAUUCAAAGACUACUUUGUCAGCAAUGGUGUCCCUAUCGACUAUGUUUCCAUUGGUGCCACACCUACUGUUAAAGCCAUCACGGCUUUUAUGGAUCAUUUAGACAUGGAUUACAUUUUGAGAGACAUUAAUGAAGUGCACGCAGGCGCAUUCGCCUUCUUGGACAGACAACAAGUAGCUACCGGCUUAGGAACCUACCGUGACAUUGCUAUUUCGGUUGCUUGCCGUAUUGCCAGUGUUUAUGAAGAGAGAAAGAGCGUGUUGAUUGAUGGCGGUGCCUUGGCUUUUUCAAAGGAUACUGCACCUCAAGGUGGAUUUGGUUAUGUCAUUGAUCCAUGUGCCAAAGGCGAUGUUGAAAUACUGGCUUCUUUGACCAAAGUAUCGCAAGAGCAUGGUAUCUUGCAGCAUUUGGAUGAAACUACUUUGUCGAGACCAGAAUUACGAAUUGGAGAGCUUGUUCGUGUCAUUCCCAAUCACUGCUGUUUGGCUGCUGCUUGUCAUUUGUAUUAUUUGAUAAUUGAAGAUGACAGCGAUGUUGUUGUAGAUGUUUGGGUACCUGUCAGAGGAUGGUAA